UUCCGGUCGCCUCACCACUCAACGACGAGAGAAGAAGAAUGGCCAUGAACAUGGGCAGUCCUGCAGAAUUGUCGGCGCUUGUGCAAGUGCUUCAAGCGACGUUGUCACCUCAGGCAGCGCCGAGGCGCGCUGCAGAAAUCCAGCUCAAGGAGAUCACGAAGCAGCCCAACGGGCCGUUGUUAUUGCUGAACGUGCUGCGGACGCCGGACGUCGACAUGGGUGUGCGUCUUGCGGCGUCGAUUGCGUUCAAGAAUCUGGUCAAGAAGGAAUGGGAUCCAGAAAGCGAAGUGUGCAUCGCGACCGAGUGCAAGGCGCUCGUGAAAACCCACUUGGUGAGCCUCAUGUGCGACAUGCCCGACAACUUGAUGAAGCAGCUCAGCGCGGCACUGUUCACGAUCGGCGAGUACGACUUCCCCGAUCAGUGGCCCGAGCUCCUCCCGCAAAUCGUCGACAAACUUGGGAACCCGUCCAGCGACAUGCACACGAUCAAUGGUAUGCUCGAAACGUCGAACGCCAUUUUCAAGCGGUUCCGUCAUGCGUUCAAGAGCGAUGCCUUGUACAAAGAACUGUUGUACUGCCUCACGCAAUUCCAGGCACCGCUCCUUCAUCUGUUUACGGCGAUGGUCCAGCAACUGCAACACCCGACCCCAUCGACGGACGUUCCAGGCCUCGUCGCGGCGCUGCGCACAAUGAGCCGCAUCUUCUUUUCGCUCAACUGGCAAGAUCUACCCGAAUUCUUCGAAGACAACAUUGCGGCGUGGAUGCAGGCGUUCGAGUACCUCCUUCGCCUAGACCUGCCACAGCUCGCCGACAACGACGACGAAGCAGACGCCAUCUCGCUGCUUCACUCGGCCGUCCUUGAAAACGUCCUCAUUUACGCUGAAAAAUACGAGGAAGAGUUUGCCCCGUUCGUGUCGGGAUUCACCCACGUGAUCUGGCAAAAGGUCACGUCGCUGUCGCAGCUGCCCAAGCACGACGAUGUCGCCGCCAAGUCGAUGAAGUUCCUCCGGUCCAUCGCGAUGCAGCAAGGCACGACCGCGCUCUUUCAGCAGGAUAACAUCCUGACCGAGCUCUGCAACAACAUUGUCGUGCGCAACCUGCAGCUCCGCGAGUCGGACGUCGAGCUCUUUGAAGACAACCCGCUCGAGUACAUCCGCCGCGACAUCGAAGGCAACGACGGUGACACGCGCCGUAGCGCCGCCGUCGAACUCCUGCGUGGCCUACGGCAGAAAUACGACGACGCCGUCAGCCGGAUCUGCCUCACCACGAUCACCACACUCUUGCAAGAGUACACAGCAUCACCCCAGACAAAAUGGAUGCAAAAGGACGUCGCGAUCAACCUCGUGACGGCGCUAGCCGCUGUCAAGCAGACCCGAGCCCGUGGUGUGUCGGAAGUCCACCCAAAGGUCCCGCUGCUCGACAUCUUCACUAGCCACAUCCUACCGCAAUUACAGCAGCGUCAAGACACAAACCCGACAGCGUUGCUCUUGACCGCCGGCGCACUAAAGUUCGUCGCGACCUUUCGCAACCAGCUGCCUGUCCAAGUCAUGACGACGCUGUUUCCGCUCCUGGUCGACUGCCUCUUGCCGCACCAGUUUGUCGUGCACACGUACGCGGCGUUCUGCAUUGAUCGCUUGCUCACGGUGAAAGAUGAACACCCGAACGGCGGCGGCGCCGCCACCAUUCGCCGCUUCAACAAAGACCUGUUGAACCCGUACGUGGCACCGCUGCUCACGCAAGUGUUUGGCAUCCUGUGCGACCCGGCCUACCCCGAAAACGACUACCUCAUUCGCAUGGUCCUGCGAAUCCUGAUUGUCGCCCAAGACAACGUGCUCCCGAUCGCAGACACCCUCGUCCACAAAUUGACCGUGCUCCUUGAAAAGGUGUGCAAGAACCCAAGCAACCCUGCGUUUUCGCAUUGCCUGUUUGAGUCGCUGUCGAUGCUGAUCGCCAACGUGUGCACACUCAACCCGGCCUUGACAGACACGUUUGAAGGGCUGCUUUUCCCGCCGUUCCAGCAAGUGCUCAUUUCGGACGUCGAGCCGCUGUGCCCGUACGUGUACCAAGUUCUCGCCCAGCUCUUGGACAUGAACCCGUCGACUCAAUUGUCGGCCGGGUACCAAAAUUUGUUUCCAGUCCUGCUCACGCCGGCACUGUGGGAGCGCAUCAGUACCGUGCCGGCAAUCGUCAAGCUGCUCGAAUCGUACCUUCGCAAGUCGCCGUCGACGAUGCAGGCGCACACAACCGGCGUUCUCGGCGUGUUUCAAAAGCUCUUGUCGAACCGCACGACGGAAACCCAAGCGUUUGCGCUCCUCCGGUCGUUUGUGCUUCACAUUCCCCUAGCUGCGUACCAACCGCUCCUCCCUGAGCUGGUCAAGAUUCUCAUGAUGCGGCUUCAGUCCCGAUUGAGUGGCCGCAACUCGGCCAUUUACACCAAGGAAAUGAUUGUGACGCUAUCGAUUUUUGUUGCAAAGCACGGGGCCGCGACGCUGGUCCAUGCCGUCGAGUCGGUCCAGCCAGGAAUGAUGAAAAUGCUGUUGAACCCCAUCUGGCUCGAGAACGCCGUCAAGGCCAAGGGCCCCCACGAACGCAAGGCCGCACUGUUGGGACUCACGCUCCUUGUCACGGAUACAGCGUACUCGAGCGAUGCCGAUUUGUACGGCAAGAUGAUGGUGGCGAUUUCAAAACUGCUCGACGCAAAGGAAGACACGUCGACGACGGUGCUCAAGACGGAGGACGAGAUCUUGAUCGACUUGGAGGAGACUGGGUAUGAUGCUGGCUUUACCAGCUUGCACUUUGCGUCGUCGUCGGGGGUCGAUUACGCCAGCCACGUCGCCAACCCGGUUCAAGUGUGCUUGGAGGCUGUGUCUCGGCACAGCCUGGCGAACGCGAGCCUGGUUUGUUGGUUGAGUUUGUCUAUCGUUUCCUCAAUUCGUGGCUAGUUCCGACAAGUGUAUGCGCGUUCGUCCAACCAAGCAUCGUGGAAGACGCUCCUGGAUGCCGUCGAAGCCGCCCACUUGCCGUUGUAAGCACAGCGCGAUGACCUCUGUCGAUCGCGAUGCUAAUCUAUCGUCGUUUCCAUGCCCAUCCA
This is a messenger RNA of Aphanomyces invadans, 3091 nucleotides long. RefSeq lists its product as hypothetical. The record is from RefSeq and is a predicted model, not a curated record. The transcript is spliced from 10 exons. The coding region runs from base 39 to 2942 and encodes 967 amino acids. Lineage: Eukaryota; Oomycota; Saprolegniomycetes; Saprolegniales; Verrucalvaceae. Gene Ontology annotation, molecular function: small GTPase binding; nuclear export signal receptor activity. Gene Ontology annotation, cellular component: cytosol; nuclear envelope. Gene Ontology annotation, biological process: protein export from nucleus; protein import into nucleus.